This is a messenger RNA of Ochotona princeps (American pika), 347 nucleotides long. RefSeq names its product centrosomal protein of 128 kDa-like. NCBI's taxonomy places the organism in Eukaryota, Metazoa, Chordata, Mammalia, Lagomorpha, Ochotonidae. The record is from RefSeq and is a predicted model, not a curated record. The annotation marks the transcript as partial. The transcript has 4 exons.
AUGGCGCUUGAACAGGACUUGGAGCUGACUCAGUCAGAAGGCAGCAGGGAGACUCUGCUGCAACAGGUCCAGGAGCUGCGCACACAGUUAACGAAGGCAGAAGGCGACCGGAAAGGCUUGCAGCAUCCAGCGUCUCAGGUUGCCAGGCAGUCAAGCCAUCAGGAUGAGCAAGGAGAUGACUGGAAGUUUAGGAGAGGAGUAGAGCGGGAAAAACAGGAUAUGCAGAAGCAGAUGUCCGAUUUCAGAGUGCAGCUGAACCUGAGUACCAUGGCGUCUGAGGUAGAGGAGGUGAAGCGGUGCCUGGAGCGCAAGGACAAGGAGAAAGCGCACUUGUCAGCCAAAUCCAG